Messenger RNA from Kockovaella imperatae, 1074 nucleotides. RefSeq lists its product as hypothetical. NCBI's taxonomy places the organism in Eukaryota, Fungi, Basidiomycota, Tremellomycetes, Tremellales, Cuniculitremaceae. Bases 212 to 817 code for a protein of 201 amino acids. The record is from RefSeq and is a predicted model, not a curated record. The transcript is spliced from 4 exons.
CCAGUAAUUGCCGCCAUGCUAAUUCCCUCCCUCCACAUAGGGAGAUGCCACGAAUCCACCUCUCGGACGCUAGUCACUGUAGAUUUUAGCCAGAUCUCUCGCCGGGCAUCCCCUUGAUUCGUUUCAACACGAAUCCAACUCUCGCUAGUCACUGUCUAUUGCAUUGCCCACUUUGUCGUGCUUGCCGUUGGUCCUAUUAUACGCUCAGAACAUGUCUCUCGCGGUACGCGCCAUGGCCCUCCUCGCUAGCGCCACCGCCGCGCUCGCAUGGUAUCCUUGCUAUGACGCUCCACUGACGCUGGCUCAAUUGAUCGGCGAGCCUUGUUGUCCUGAUAAUCUGACUGCUUUUCACUCGUUUGUCCAAGUGCAUAUCGCCAACCACUCUGCAUACGAUGUUUGGAGGAUCGUCGGUAAUUUUGAGGAUCUCUCUUGGCAGGGGACGACCAACAUUACUACCACUGGGAUCAAGAAUGCCCCGAAUAACACUCAUACUCAGAUCACACCCGCUGGCCCAGCCACAGAAGAGCUCAAUAUUUACGUCGGACCAGCUUAUGAUCCCCCUUCACCCACUCAAUCACUCUUCUUCAUGCAAUUCAAAGACAUCACCUUAUCGGCUUUGCUAGACGUCUACUUUAUCCACCUAGAGGAUCUCUUGAUCUCCAGAAAGGAUGGCAAUGGGAGUAUUUUGAGCUGGGAAUCGUCGGGAUGUACAAAUACCACUUCUGGUGCUACAAAGCUCUUUAACGCCCUCCACAGUCACAACCUCAACAAUACGGUCAAUAUCCUCAACGGGGGCACUGCCACUUCGCCAGUGUAAUGAAUGCCAUUAUGCCGUCCGACGUCGAGGGUCAGAAGUAUGUCAAGAGACAGGAGGCGUCUUCCGAGGCUCACUAACGCCCUGUGUACUUCAUUGCCAUGUGGACGCCUUUGUUAAUGUGUCUAGAUUCAAUGAACGCAUGAAAUGGUCAUCAAAAGUGCCACAAAGAGGAUUGAAUGGAUGGAUGACGGAUGCAAUUUUUUCAAUUCAAAAGCGCCACACUAUUCGGCGUUUUAUACCUGAUCCGGCGACAGAGA